This is a messenger RNA of Anthonomus grandis grandis, 1054 nucleotides long. It is a transcript of the gene mRpL44, whose product is annotated as 39S ribosomal protein L44, mitochondrial. The transcript has 4 exons. NCBI's taxonomy places the organism in Eukaryota, Metazoa, Arthropoda, Insecta, Coleoptera, Curculionidae. Gene Ontology annotation, biological process: RNA processing. The record is from RefSeq and is a predicted model, not a curated record. The coding region runs from base 116 to 1027 and encodes 303 amino acids. Gene Ontology annotation, molecular function: double-stranded RNA binding; ribonuclease III activity.
AUUUAUAGGUUAUGUUUAUAAUUUGUGAGGUUCUUUCAUUUUUUUUCUUCAAUCUUUGGAAUAAUAAUAAGAGUGCAAUUUCUUUUAUAGCUUCCUAGAUUAAUUGUAUUUAAAGAUGUCUUUGCUACGUAAAUCCUUUUGUCUAGGUAGUCGAUUACUAGCAAGCUCCAAAGCACAACAUUUACUCACAGAUUCCAGAAGUAUUAAGAGGUGGGUAGCACCAACUAUAAGGGAAAUCAAUAAGAGACGUAAGGCACUCGGUCCAGAACCAGUUCACCGAAGAUCCGAACAUCUAGAAUGGAACUACGAUAUGGAAGUUAAAUGUUUUGUUAAACGACUUAGAGAACCGUUUGAUGAGAAACUGCUAAAAGAGGCGUUUGUUCAAAGGGAGUGGGCUAACUUGCAAGAGUUUCAAGCUAAAGAAAAAGGGGAUGAGUCAUUCUUACCUAUACUACACAAUCAUGAAUUAGCCGAAGAUGGUCAAAACCUUAUUUAUGACCACAUAAAAGAAGUAUAUUCAAAGUCAUAUCCGCCAGACAUAGUUAAUGCUGUAUGCAAUUACCUUACCACCGAUGAGAUGCUCGGCUAUAUAGCCUUGCAUUUGGGAUUCAAAGACCUUGUGAAGUCUGUGGAUUACCCUCCAGAGCCAAAAACCCUAGCGGACGCUUUUAGGGCAACCGUGGGUGCUCUAUCGUUAUCUUCCAAGGAGAAUCGCGUACCAUCUUUUAUAAAUGAUUUUGUAAUAGCUCAAAUGUGCGACAAAGAGAUCUAUGACAUCUGGACUCCCGAAAAACCUUACGAUUAUUUACUGAAACUGUUGCAAGAAAGAGGCAUUAACGAAGUAGAGCCGAGACUGUGCAACCAGAGUGCGACAAACACUAUUUUAGCAAACUACCAAGUUGGGUUGUAUAACCCUUCGGAUAAGAGUUGUUUAGGGCUGGGCUGGGGCGAGAACAUACAAAUCGCAAAAGAAACCGCCGCAUUAGAUGGAAUCCAGAGGAUUUAUAGUAGUUAUGUUAAUAAAUAAGUUGUAAAUAAAAUAUGUUUGUUUGGA